GCUUCUCCCCUUUUCCCGCCGCGUCGCCUGGAGCUGCCGGCAGCCAACCAGGCAAUCGGUUCCACAAAGAAGCAUUGUAAGAUGGCUUAAUGUGACUGCACACAAAGUGGAACAUUUCAGCUGAAAAGAUGCGAGCAUAUUGCUGUUCUACAUCUGCUGAAGAAUUGUAGCCAUUGCUAAUUUGAAAAGGCUUACACCUGUCUUCAGAAACUGCUUCAUAACUAUGCAAUUUAAAACUUAACAGUGUGAGAGUGAGACAGUUCUGCAAAUAAGUCAAAGAAGCUGGGAGCAGAAAAAAGCAAGAUGAAUGCAUCUGGAGGAAGCUGUGGGAGCCCUAGUUCUUCAGAACCUCCAGGAGAUUUCUUCAAGGAAUUGUGGUCCAAACUGAAAGAAUGUCAUGAUAAAGAAGUACAAGGCUUACAGCUGAAAAUAUCCAAGUUGAAAAAGGAAAGAUGCUUGGAUGCAGAGAGACUUGAAGAGUUUUAUACCAAGAACCAACAGCUCAGAGAACAGCAAAAAGCACUUCAUGACACUAUCAAGGUUUUAGAAGACAGGUUAAGAGCGGGAUUAUGUGAUCGUUGUGCUGUAACCGAAGAACAUAUGAGAAAGAAGCAGCAAGAGUUUGAAAACAUCCGGCAGCAGAAUCUUAAGCUAAUCACUGAGCUUAUGAAUGAAAAAAACAACCUACAGGAUGAAAACAAAAAGAUAACUGAACAGUUUCAGCAACUACAGAAGGAGUUGGAGGAACGAAAACAACAAGCAGUGGAAUUAGAAGAAGAAGUCAUUCCAGAUUCUCCAGUUCGGGCUUCUUCGUUCUCUGUGGUUAAUCGUAUGAGAAGAAAAAAAGAAAACCGGCAUAUCCGGUACACAGAACAUAGGCACCCGGAUUUGGAACUUGCAGAAGGCAACAGUGAGUUUGGAAAAAUUCCUCUGUAUUCCACACAAGUGAACAGCCACCAUGGAGAAGAAAUACUAGUGGCAGACACCUGUGAUCCGCAGCUGUCCCCUGUACCAAAUAAACCAAGGAUGGGAGGCUACCCUGUUCCAAAGCCAUCUUUCAAUUUGGCUGCAGUUGUGGCAGAAACAAUUGGACUUGCUGUUCAAGAGGAAUCUGAGUCCCAGACUGUGCUGAGUCCUCCCCACACUAACACCAUUAUGAGCCCAGCCCCAGGCAUCAUGCAGUCAGAAGACUCAAGAAAGCAUCCAGCUUCUGAAUCAAGAAAUGAUGACAACAAUUUAAGUCUUUCAGAUCCAUCUCAGAACACUCCACCACAUGUUGACUGGGAUUCUCAGGUAGCCUCUCCUGUUUUUGGAGCUUCUAGCAGUACGAAGAACAACUCAAGUACAAGUCAUACCCCUUGUAUUUUAGAGUCAGGAUUGAAGCUUACUCUCAAAACCAACCUCUUCAACAAUCCUUCCAGUUCCAGAUCUCAUAAGAGUAGAUCAAAAUCUGAAGAUGUUGCUUUUGUUGCACCAAUGAAUCUUGGAAUGGAAGUCAACUCAGUUAUCAGCCAGGCCUCUAUCAAUAGCCAAAUGGUUGUGAAAAAGAAUACUAAUGAGGCUGUAACUUGUGUUGGAAACAUUUGUGCAGCUAAAAAUUGUGCACCUAAAAAUGAGGUGAGCAAGAGUGAUUUCCUUUUUGCACACCAGAAGCAGCUAGAAGGCAGGUGUGCUAAGAGAAAGAAAGCUGAAGAUGAGCAUGCAAUUAUCUGUGAAAAAACAUCCUUCAACAAAGAGAACUCUGUACCCUUUCAAUCAGAUGUUCAGCAUCUUAAUGGGGAUCAUACAGCUGAUAAGCCCUUGGAUCUCUCUGAUCGCUUCUCUGGGGUUCGUUGUCAAGAGAAGAAACAAGGAAGUGAGGAGACCUGUAAAAACAGACUGAAACAGGUGACUCUGCGUGACAUCUUUUCACAGAUAGGGAAGCCCAUUCCUGAAGGUUCAUCAUCCAUUCAAAAUGCAAGCAAUGAAAGCAGUUUGUUUAGCAGAGAUUUACAAGAGGAACCCUAUGUACAAGAAGCAAUGCUGGGAAAAACAUUCUCAGAUAAGAAAAACCAGAUUCAAAUGAAAGAAGAAGUUCCUCCCUUCAAAAUUGUACCACUGCCAAUUUCUGCAGAGACAGAGCAACUUUUUGAUGAUGUGAAGGUUGCCAGUGGCCAUAUACCAAAUAGAAAGAAAACAAGGACAGGACAUGGAGAGUCUGAACCAGCAUCUGUGCUUCAACCAAACCCUUGUAGACUAUCAAAAAAUAAAGUACUGCACAAUGAGCAAGGUCUGAAAGAUAAACCUUUAGAAAACUUCCAGUGGAGCAUAGAUCCAGGAGCUGACCUUUCACAGUACAAAAUGGACGUUACUGUGAUUGAUACAAAGGGUGGUUCUCAGUCAAGAGUCGGAGAGGAAGUUGUUGAUAUGGAUUAUACAUAUGUUAGUGAAAGUGUGCUAUUAAAAAUGAACAAUCAGGAGCAAAACCUGGAAAGCAGUCCAAGAGGAGAAAAAAAAAUGAAUGAUACCUUAACAGAAAUGUUUGAUCGGACGAGCCAUGAAGAAUAUGAAUCUUUCCUACCAGAAGAUAGUCCUUCUGCAUGUGAUGAAAAAGAAACUCUUCAUGAUGAAGAGCAGGAUAAGGGGAUAGCAGCAGCAAGCAAGAAAGCAAAGAAACAUGAGGAUAAACAAGAUAAAGCCAAGCAGAAAGCUUUUGUGGAGCCCUAUUUCAAAAGUGAUGAAAGAAAGAACACUGUGUUAGAUUUUCCUCAUAUUGAGGUUAUUCGAAAAAAAGAGGAAAGAAGAAAAUUGCUCGGUCAUACUUGUAAGGAAUGUGAAAUAUAUUAUGCAGACAUUCCAGAAGAAGAGAGAGAAAAGAAACUAGCUUCCUGUUCAAGACACAGAUUUCGCUACAUUCCUCCAAAUACUCCUGAAAAUUUCUGGGAGGUUGGAUUUCCUUCCACUCAAACUUGUGUGGAAAGAGGAUAUAUUAAAGAAGAUCUUGCUCCCUGUCAACGUCCAAAAAGACGGCAGCCUUAUGCCAUCAUGUUCUCUCCAAAAGGCAAAGAGCAGAAGACAUAAAGGGUGGGGAAGCAGGGCACAACAACUCAAAGAGUAUCUUUCCUGUCCUUAGGUAUUUAUAGCUAAUAUAAACUUGAAAUAAAGAACUGUGUUUUCCACGAUGAUAGAGAAAUCAUUUCGUUAAAUAUGUAAAUUUUAUAAAAUUCAUUUGAAAGCCUGAUGUACCAUGAAACAAAACUAUUUAAUGUACGCUUGUUUCAUAUCGUGUUAAUACAGUUUGUAUUAUUUUUUGCACCUGUCAGACAAUGAGUGUCCUAUUUUUUUUUUUCUUUGAAGUCAACAAGUAAACUUCCAGAAAGUCCUGUCUAAACUGGGUAUCACUGAAAUCGGUUGUUCUUGCCUGUCCAUGGGAACAGAAAUGCAGAUUUUGUAGGGUGAUUUUAUUUUGCACUGGAUUUUUUUUAUAUAGCCUUUCUCUUUUGGCAAUAAUGGUUAUAUCUACUUGUAAUAAAGUUGUAUUAAAUAUGAAAUACAUCUACUGUUAAUAGUUUGGAGGUAUGA
This is a messenger RNA of Apus apus (common swift), 3561 nucleotides long. It is a transcript of the gene RBBP8, whose product is annotated as RB binding protein 8, endonuclease. Lineage: Eukaryota; Metazoa; Chordata; Aves; Apodiformes; Apodidae. Gene Ontology annotation, molecular function: single-stranded DNA binding; double-strand/single-strand DNA junction binding; double-stranded DNA binding. The transcript has 20 exons. The coding region runs from base 304 to 3060 and encodes 918 amino acids. Gene Ontology annotation, biological process: DNA double-strand break processing involved in repair via single-strand annealing; double-strand break repair via homologous recombination. Gene Ontology annotation, cellular component: site of double-strand break. The record is from RefSeq and is a predicted model, not a curated record.